This is a messenger RNA of Knipowitschia caucasica, 258 nucleotides long. Lineage: Eukaryota; Metazoa; Chordata; Actinopteri; Gobiiformes; Gobiidae. The record is from the annotation of a GenBank genome assembly.
AUGUCGAGGAUCCGUGUGAAAGAGGAGCCCCCGGUUUACGGUCCCAGCUCUCAGGAAUGUCCGCGCUUCGUUUUCCGCGGGACCUGGACUUUUAUUGCUGGUAUUACUGCUGCUGGUUUUACUGCCGCUGGUUUUACUGCCUCUGGUAUCACUGACGCUGUACGUAACGAGUGGGAGCGCGAGGAGGGAGACUUCACCGGAGACAUCACCGGAGACAUCAGCGGAGACAUCAGCGGAGACUUCACCGGAGACGACUGA